Molecule: messenger RNA, 1776 nt
Organism: Paramecium tetraurelia
Lineage: Eukaryota; Ciliophora; Oligohymenophorea; Peniculida; Parameciidae
Exons: 8
Molecular function (GO): phosphatidylinositol binding
Source: RefSeq, a predicted model, not a curated record
AUGAAAUAGAUACUUUCAUAAAGCUUUACGCAAGAAGUCAUUCCUACUUUAUUUAGAGAGUAAUCGGAACGUCCAAAUCUUGGGCAAAAGCAAUAAGUCUAGAAGGAAAAGUAAGGAAAAGAUCUGUAUGCUUUGAUUGUCGAUUAACAAAUGAUUAAAUAGAUAGAAAUAAUAGAAAUAUUUAAGGAUGAAGACCAUGAAUCGAUAUAUAAAAAACAUAUAGUAAAUUAUGUUAUUUAAAUAAAAACUGAUUAUUUUGAUUACACCAUUCCUAAAAGAUAUUCGGAGUUUGAGAAAUUGCAUGAAUAACUUCACUCCUACUUAAAAUCUAUGCCGAAGUUCCCUUAGAAAACUUUAAUUCAAACAAAUUCAAGGAAAAUUAUUGCUUAAAGAUAGGACAUGCUUUAAUGUAAAGAAUAUAAAUAUUCUAAGAGUUUUUAUCAUUCUUUGUAUAUCUUUUUAGAAUUCCUAAAUAUUAAAGAAUAAUUUUAAAAAGGCGGUUUCGAUUAAAAUGUUAAACUACAUCAACCCAGUAGAGAUGAAACAGCAUUAAAGGAUCUUUUGGAUGCCAGUCCUAAGAAAAUACAGCCAAAGAAUGAGCCAGAAUAAAUGAUAAUCCAUUAUUUAAAAAAGUUGAAUGAGAAGAUAGACGAGAGAGGCAAACUCUUUUAAAAAAUGGAAAAAUAUUGCUUUGGCAAAAUUCAAUAAGUGUCUCCAACCAUGUUAAAGGUGUUGUUCAUAGGAGAUGAGGAAAGAGAACUCGAAGGAAUCAUGUAGCAAUUAUCCAUCCAAAACAAUGAUAUUUAGAGUCAUAUUAGUUGCAUCAAUGGGUUUUAGUUUUUUCGAAAAAUCCUAGAAUAUGAUUAUAAUCCAAAUGCCGAAUAAGCACUAAAGUAGUUUGGAGAAAUAUCCAUUAAGCAAUUUAAAAAGGUAAAGAUCUAGUCUCAUGUAUGUGGACAAUAAAAACACUGUAAACAAGAUGCUCUUAUACUUUUGCAUAAAUAUAUUAAUCAGAAUCAAUUAAAGGAUUAAAUGAUCAAAUACUUGAUUGAUGAUGAAGAAUGUUUAUAGGAGUAUGAGUAUUUUGUUCAGACUCAUAUAAAUAAAAUGAUAGAUGAAAUCAAAGUAAAUAAAGAUAGCAAUGAAAAUCUCUAAGAAUUUUUGCCUACAAAAUCUAAUUCUACUGAACAUGCCAUCCUAGAAUAAGAAGCCUCAAUUGAAUAGUUAUAUGAAAUCAGUUAAAUGAAUUUAAAUUGGAAGUUUGUCUAAGAAUUUGAAACUCAUUUGAUGUAUCAUCUAUCUGGUUAAUUUGUAAAAACAAUUCAUCCUCUUAAUUGUUCCCUCGAAAAAGCUAUCGUUAUCUUUACAGAUCUCAAAAUCCAAUGGUUUCAUGGAAUGACAUAGAAGGAUGUCUUAGAAAAGUAUGAUGAAUUUAGAAGUCUAAUUGUUGAAUAUUAUGUCUGGGAAGAUAAAUCAACUUUCAAGAAAAUGGCAUUCAUCAGUGAAUAGGAAAUUAGUAAAAUAGAUGACUUACUUUAUUAAAUUACUAUUGUUCCAAGCUCAAAAGCAUUACCAAAUCACUACAAAAUCAAAUGUGAUUAAAAAGGGUAGAAGAUGAGUUUGAUAAUUUUGAAAAAGAAAACAGAUGACUCUUGUGAAGUCAUUGUCUAUCAAAAUAUUAUGGAUAACACAUUUAGAACAGCUCUAACUCCUGUCAUUUUAAAAGAAAUCCCAUGGUUUAAUCACACGAUAACUAAAUUAAAAGCUCUAUUAUGA